Molecule: messenger RNA, 1050 nt
Organism: Perognathus longimembris pacificus (Pacific pocket mouse)
Lineage: Eukaryota; Metazoa; Chordata; Mammalia; Rodentia; Heteromyidae
Gene: Six3
Product: SIX homeobox 3
Exons: 2
Coding region: 1-1050 (349 amino acids)
Biological process (GO): brain development; regulation of transcription by RNA polymerase II; eye development
Cellular component (GO): nucleus; transcription regulator complex
Molecular function (GO): RNA polymerase II cis-regulatory region sequence-specific DNA binding; DNA-binding transcription factor activity, RNA polymerase II-specific
Source: RefSeq, a predicted model, not a curated record
AUGGUAUUCCGCUCCCCCCUAGACCUCUAUUCCUCCCACUUCUUGUUGCCAAACUUCGCCGAUUCUCACCACUGCUCCCUACUUCUGGCGAGUAGCGGCGGCGGGAACAGUGCGGGAGGCGGCGGCGGCGGCGGCGGCGGCGGCGGCGGCGCGGGAGGCGGCGGCGGCGGCGGCGGCGGCGGGAACCGUGCGGGAGGCGGCGGUGCUGGCGGAGCAGGCGGCGGCGGCGGCGGCGGCAGCGGCGGCGGCGGCGGCGGCUCCAGGGCCCCCCCGGAAGAGUUGUCCAUGUUCCAGCUGCCCACCCUCAACUUCUCGCCGGAGCAGGUGGCCAGCGUCUGCGAGACGCUGGAGGAGACGGGCGACAUCGAGCGGCUGGGCCGCUUCCUCUGGUCGCUGCCCGUGGCCCCCGGGGCUUGCGAGGCCAUCAACAAACACGAGUCGAUCCUGCGCGCGCGCGCCGUGGUUGCCUUCCACACGGGCAACUUCCGCGACCUCUACCACAUCCUGGAGAACCACAAGUUCACCAAGGAAUCCCACGGCAAGCUUCAGGCCAUGUGGCUCGAGGCGCAUUACCAGGAGGCCGAGAAGCUGCGCGGCCGCCCGCUCGGCCCGGUGGACAAGUACCGCGUGCGCAAGAAGUUCCCGCUGCCGCGCACCAUCUGGGACGGCGAGCAGAAGACGCAUUGCUUCAAGGAGCGGACUCGGAGCCUGCUGCGGGAGUGGUACCUGCAGGACCCCUACCCCAACCCCAGCAAGAAACGCGAACUGGCGCAGGCCACCGGCCUCACUCCCACACAAGUAGGCAACUGGUUUAAGAACCGGCGGCAGCGCGACCGCGCCGCAGCGGCCAAGAACAGGCUCCAGCACCAGGCCAUCGGACCGAGCGGAAUGCGUUCGCUAGCCGAGCCCGGCUGUCCGACACACGGCUCGGCAGAGUCGCCGUCCACGGCGGCCAGCCCGACCACCAGCGUGUCCAGCCUGACAGAGCGCGCGGACACCGGCACCUCCAUCCUCUCGGUAACCUCCAGCGACUCGGAAUGUGAUGUAUGA